AUGACAUAUAUUUUAAGGAAGAUUAGUGUUGGUUCUUUAAUUAGAGAGCCUAGGAGAUAUAAACAUGGAGUUGGUAAAUGGGUCGAUGUGGCCAACUAUCAGAGAAGCGAUGAUGUGUGAGACUCAUAAAUACGUAGCAGUUGUCAAUAAUUUUGCAGAUACUGAACCAAUUGUUCAAAAGCUUCAAUUAUUAGGAGCUCUGAAUGUAAGCGACUUGCAUAGAGUCCACAAAGAAAACUAUGAAGAACGAUUAAGAAGAAGAGGUGACAAAUUUCCACCACAAAAGGAACCAGACUCCGAAACAAAGCUAGUCAGUCAAUCAGCGAUUGCUGAAAGAUUAAAAUCUAGAGCUCAGGAAGAAUUGCAGUCACUGUUUCCUCCCGACUAUGAUGCUGCUGGACAGUUCAUUGAUAAUAAGGAAAAACAAAAUGAGGACGAAAAUUAUGAAAAUGAAGUGCCGAAAAUAAAGAAACUAUUGGAGCCGUCGCAGAUGAGACCGAUAGAAGAGGAUUUAAAGUCUAUUAAAGUUGACGAGAACCGUAUUGUCAAGCCGUCGAGUGGCUUGACCUCUGGAGCUUUGCAAGAAUUUAUUCCUGCGACGAAGCUCAAAGGUCUAGAUGACUAUAUUCUUGAGUCAGACCCUUAUCAACAUUACAAAGAGGGUUCUGAGUUUCAAGUUAGGGUCGAGCCUGAGUCAACGAUUGAAUUUCCGGAGCAUUUAAAGAUUUUCGCUUUUGAGGAAGGGAAUAAUUCAAGAUUUCCUUCUCCAAGACGUUCAUUAAAUGGAAAUUUCGAUUAUUAUUUGAUGGACGGAGCUUCAAUUCUUCCUGUAUUAGCUUUGGGUCUCAAGCCAGGUGACACGAUGCUUGAUAUGUGUGCUGCACCAGGUGGAAAAUCUCUUGUUGCGCUCCAAACUCUUUAUCCACAAAUCUUGGUCUGUAAUGACAGUAAAUUGAGUCGUUUACAUCAUUUAGAAGAUGUCAUGAAUGAAUACUUGGGUAAUCUUGAUCACUGGGAAAGAAGAUUGUUCUUAACUAAUAAAGAUGCCAGAGCCAUUGAUGAUGAAAAUGUUUAUACUAAGAUUUUAGUUGAUGUACCAUGCACUACCGACCGUCUCAAUCUUCACACAGAAGAAAACAAUUUAUUCAAACCAUCUAGAAUAAAAGAAAGGCUUCUUUUGCCGGAACUUCAAACAGAAAUUUUAUUACAGGCAUUAAAAAUUAUGCCUGUUGGAGGUACUGUCGUUUAUUCAACCUGUUCACUCAGUCCUAUUCAAAAUGACGGAGUUGUUCAGAUGGCUUUAAAAAAAUGUUGGGAAGAAACGCAGUCAACUAUGAUUGUCAAAGACUUAUAUGAAGCGUUAGCACCACUACGUUGUAUAUACCGCUUUGGAAAUGACUUUGGAUUAAAAUACGGUAACAUCGUAGUACCGACUCCUAAACAUAAUUGGGGUCCUCUCUAUUUUUGUAAGAUAGUUCGAGUUAAUUAA
Molecule: messenger RNA, 1489 nt
Organism: Cotesia congregata
Lineage: Eukaryota; Metazoa; Arthropoda; Insecta; Hymenoptera; Braconidae
Source: the annotation of a GenBank genome assembly